Molecule: messenger RNA, 2359 nt
Organism: Cucurbita maxima (winter squash)
Lineage: Eukaryota; Viridiplantae; Streptophyta; Magnoliopsida; Cucurbitales; Cucurbitaceae
Product: pentatricopeptide repeat-containing protein At4g21065-like
Exons: 1
Coding region: 42-2336 (764 amino acids)
Biological process (GO): RNA modification
Molecular function (GO): zinc ion binding; RNA binding; protein binding
Source: RefSeq, a predicted model, not a curated record
UUUUGGUGAGGAGGCGCAGAUGUGGAAGGCAAAGGGCGUAAAUGGACCAACUGAUUCUCUCCGCCGCCUCUCCGUCAGGCUCCGGCCACUCCCAUUUGAAUCUCCAACAGACCCACCAAAUCCAUGCCCAUUUCAUCAAAACCCAAUUCCGUAACCCUCACAAUUUCUUCUCUCGAUCCAAUUUCACCCCUGAAGCCAAUUUCAAUCUCCUCAUUUCAUCUUACACCGACAACCACCGCCCACAAGCAGCCUUCAACUUGUAUCACCAUAUGCGCACCACUGAUGCUGCUGCAGUUGACAACUUCAUUGUUCCUUCACUUCUCAAAGCCUGUGCUCAAGCUUCCUCUACAAAUUUGGGUAGGGAAGUGCACGGUUUCGCGGUUAAGAACGGGUUCGUAUCGGACGUUUUUGUGUGCAAUGCUUUGAUGAACAUGUAUGAGAAAUGUGGGAGUUUGGUUUCUGCUUGCUUGGUGUUUGAUAAAAUGCCUGACAGAGAUGUUGUCUCUUGGAGUACUAUGCUUGGGUGCUACGUGCGGAGCAAAUCGUUCGGUGAAGCAUAUAGGCUCGUUCGAGAGAUGCAUUUUGUGGGAGUGAAGCUUAGUGAUGUUGCUUUGAUUAGCAUGAUUGGUGUGUUUGGGGAGCUCUCGGAUAUGAAGUCCGGGAGGGCGAUUCAUGGUUACGUUGUGAGAAAUGUUGGUAAGGAGAGAAUCGAACUUCCUUUGACGACUGCGUUGAUUGAUAUGUACUGCAAGGGCGACAAUUUGGCAUCAGCAAUGAGGCUUUUCAAUGGGUUAUCUCAGAGAAACGUCGUUUCUUGGACGGCGUUGAUAGCGGGUUGUAUUCGCAGUUGCAGGUUUGUUGAAGGGGCAAAGAAUUUUAGUAGAAUGCUUGAAGAAAACAUAGUUCCUAAUGAGAUCACUUUACUAAGUUUGAUAACAGAGUGUGGCUUUGUGGGAGCCUUGGAUUUGGGCAAGUGGUUGCACUCCUAUCUGUUAAGGAAUGGGUUUGGGAUGUCUCUGACUUUGACCACUGCUCUCAUAGACAUGUAUGGAAAGUGUGGGCAAGUUGCAUAUGCCAGAGCUCUUUUCAAUGUCGUCGACGAAAAAGAUGUCAAGAUUUGGAGUGCUUUGAUAUCAGCUUACGCACACACGAGUUGCAUCGAUCAAGCUUUUAGCCUCUUCCUUAAGAUGUUAGACAGUGAGGUGAAACCAAAUAAGGUAACAAUGGUUAGCCUACUUUCUUUAUGUGCAGAGGUUGGAGCCCUUGACCUUGGUAGGUGGACUCAUGCUUACAUAAUCCAUCAUGGUGUCGAAGUAGACAUCGUUUUAGAAACAGCUCUCAUCAACAUGUAUGCAAAAUGUGGAGAUCUUAAAACUGCUCGUAGCCUGUUCGAUGAAGCCACACAACGGGACAUUCACAUGUGGAAUGCAAUGAUGGCUGGAUUCUCAAUCCAUGGUUGUGGAAAAGAAGCUUUAGAACUCUUUUCAGAUAUGGAAUGUCAUGGUGUUGAACCUAAUGAUAUCACAUUCAUUUCUGUUUUUCACGCUUGUAGUCAUUCUGGAUUGGUAGGGGAGGGAAUGAAGCAUUUUGACAGAAUGGUUCAUGAAUUUGGAAUAGUUCCAAAGAUCGAGCACUAUGGAUGCUUGGUGGAUCUUCUUGGUCGAGCUAAACGUCUCGACGCAGCUCACAGCAUCAUUGAAAACAUGCCCAUGAGGCCCAACACAAUUAUAUGGGGUGCGCUGCUAGCUGCAUGUAAGCUACAUAAGAAUCUGCCCUUGGGGAAGGUGGCUGCAAGAAAGAUUCUUGAAUUGGACCCAGAAAACUGUGGGUAUAGAGUUCUUAAGUCAAACAUCUAUGCAUCCGAAAAGAGAUGGACUAAUGUAACGAGCAUUAGAGAAUCAAUGAGCCAUUUAGGGAUGAAGAAAGAACCGGGACUCAGCUGGACUGAGGUAAAUGGCUCAGUUCAUCACUUCAGAUCUGGAGAUAAGACAUGCACACAAGCAAGAAAAGUACAUGAAAUGGUGACCGAAAUGUGCAUCAAAUUGAGAGAGGCGGGAUACGCACCGAACACAUCUGCAGUUUUGUUAAACGUAGAAGACGAAGAGAAGGAAUCUGCACUCAGUUACCAUAGUGAGAAACUAGCCAUGGCAUUUGGACUCAUAAGUACAGCCCCGGGUACGCCCAUCCGAAUCAUUAAGAAUCUGAGGAUUUGCGAUGACUGUCAUGCUGCAACAAAACUACUAUCGAAAAUCUAUGGACGAACAAUAAUAGUCCGAGAUCGAAACCGAUUUCAUCACUUUAGUGAAGGAUAUUGUUCUUGUCUAGGCUACUGGUAAGAUAAGAUUCCAAAUUGCGGUCA